UUGAUUUUAUUCCUCCGCGCCGGCAACGACCGCAGCAGUUUGGAGAUCGUAGUUGCCGUGAUCGCCCGCCGAUGCCGGCCGUUCGAGACUGCCCGCUCACGCCGUGCGCUCCGCGCCGACACCAGCUCCUAGUGCAACCGACGACGCCCAUGCACGAAGGCGGUGGCGACGACGACGACCACGCGAUGAAUUCGAGCAUGCAUCUGUCCCCCAAGACGCUGUUCCGAAGCGAAGCGGUCGACUCCUCGCCUCCUUCGUCGUCCAGCGACCUGAACAGCUCGACCGACUCGGGCGUCGUGCGCUCGCUCGAACGUUCGCCCUCGGUGCCCGUGCAGAUGGUGAUGCCGGUGCCUCGGCAGGACACGCCGCCUUACAAGCGCAUCAGGGCCCUGCGACUCUUCGGUUCGCCGCAGACUCCCAAGACCCUGCUGCAGCGAGCCGAGGCUCCCAGCACCGUGCACGUUAGCCGGCAACGGAUCAGCCAGCACGUGAAGCCGGUCCAAGCGCCCGCAACCGCCGCGGCUUUGGCCAACGUGAACCCGUUCUCGCCGCUGCAGACGACCCCGCCGGAGCCGAGACCCAAGAGACCGAGGAAGUGUUACAGCGUGCUCAGGACUCCAGAGUCUGCGACUGCUGAAGAGCUGUGGGAGUGCUAUGAAGAUGACGCCAUUCAGGAUCGUAUUGUUAAGAUGCAGCGCAUCACGCGAAUGGAGCCCGGCCAGUCGCGCUACGAAACCGAGUUCCUCGAGUUGACCGAAGUGGGCAGCGGGGAGUUUGGAAGUGUGUACAAGUGCCUGCAUCGACUCGACGGAUGCGUCUAUGCCAUCAAGAAGUCUCGCAAGCCCAUGCGGGGCACCCAGGAUGAGAAGACUGCCCUUAACGAAGUGUACGCCCAUGCGGUGUUGGGUCAGCAUCCACACGUCGUCCGCUACUACUCAGCUUGGGCGGAGAACGACCACAUGAUCAUCCAGAAUGAGUUCUGCAAUGAGGGCAGCCUGGCCGAUGCCAUCCAGCGCAACGAACGCGAGGGCAAGCACUUCUCAGAGAAGGAACUGCGGCGCAUCCUCCUACACGUAGCUGAGGGUCUUCGGUAUAUCCACUCCCAGAACCUCGUCCACAUGGACAUCAAGCCAGGGAACAUUUUCAUCUCGAGGGUCCCACUUACUGCACUUCCAGAGAGCAUAGACGAUGGUUUUGACUCUGGUUCAGAGGGCCCAACUGAAGAACUCGUCUACAAAAUUGGUGACCUGGGUCAUGUGACCUCAACCAAGAACCCCCAAGUGGAAGAAGGUGACUGCCGGUACCUCUCAAAAGAGGUGCUCCGCGAAGACUACUCCAACCUUCCCAAGGCAGACAUCUUUGCGCUGGGCCUCACUGUCUUCGAAGCGGGUGGCGGUGGUCCAUUGCCCAAGAAUGGUCAGGAUUGGGUGUCGAUUCGCAAGGGCAACCUCCCGAAGCUUGAACAGUGUUCACAAGACUUCAACCAACUUCUUACUGAGAUGAUCCAGAAAGUGGCGACCAAGCGGCCUUCUGCAAGCUCCCUCCUCCACCACCCUGUGCUGGUUCCCAACGCCACCAAGUCGCGAGCGCAGCUCCGGAAAGAACUGAAUGCCGAGCGGUUCAAGAACGAGCUUCUCUCCAGGAAACUCGAAGAGGCGUCCAUGUGCCUCCAGUCCCUCCCCAUCGUCAAUUCGUCGUCCACCGCGCAAAACAGCCGCGUCCACCGACUCAUCGGCAAGAAGGCCAAUCGGAGCCACAGCGUGACCAACUUCUGAAGUCGACAGUAUCCAGUGUGCGACUGUAAACCCCCGCCAUUCCACGUUUGUUUGCCUUCCUUCCAUUCCUCUCCACGUCCUCCAUCAUUGUGCGCCAUGUACCACCGUCACCAUCAAGCUAUCUACACGACCGUGACAUCCGCGCUCCCUGUCGUUCCCUUCGGUACCUGUUCUCGGUGUGUUGUGUGGUUGGGGACUGCCAGUUGUGCCUAACUUAAAGGAUUUCGCAAAGCUACGGAACGAGACUGUGAUCGAGUCGACAGUCAAGAUGCAUGACAAGUCAAGUAGUCGGGACAUGACCAAGACGCUGACGAUGCGAUUUUUGUGAAAGUUUGAGGUGUGGACCAACUUUUUUUUUUCCUCAUGUAGUCCUAAUCCCAGAUCUCAUGUGGUGUGACACCCGUCUCCGAUUCGCGGAGGAGAGGGUGGUUUGUUCCUGUAAGAUUUUAUCUUUUUUUCUUGUCUCUUUAGAGUGUUUAUCAUGCACUGAGCUGCACUUUUUUAGAGAAACGUUUAUAAUGAUGCUGACAGAAAGUGCCUUUAUGCGAAGGGCUGUUUGUGCCAUAAGUUAUUUGAGUUUUUUUUUUAUGACCAAGUGCAUUCAUGUGCAGUGUAAAUAAAAGUAAGUCAAUUACAUAUUUCUUUUUACUGAUGACAACAUUUUGUAUAAUAUGCUGUUUUAUCCCAGUCAUCUCAGAGAAUAAAGAUUUUAUCCAUCAUUA
Dermacentor silvarum is the source of this 2497-nucleotide messenger RNA. RefSeq names its product wee1-like protein kinase 1-A (gene Wee1). NCBI's taxonomy places the organism in Eukaryota, Metazoa, Arthropoda, Arachnida, Ixodida, Ixodidae. Gene Ontology annotation, biological process: mitotic cell cycle; protein phosphorylation. The record is from RefSeq and is a predicted model, not a curated record. Gene Ontology annotation, cellular component: nucleus. The transcript has 10 exons. The coding region runs from base 72 to 1775 and encodes 567 amino acids. Gene Ontology annotation, molecular function: magnesium ion binding; non-membrane spanning protein tyrosine kinase activity; ATP binding.